Molecule: messenger RNA, 549 nt
Organism: Leptosomus discolor (cuckoo roller)
Lineage: Eukaryota; Metazoa; Chordata; Aves; Leptosomiformes; Leptosomidae
Source: RefSeq, a predicted model, not a curated record
AUGGAGAUGCCUAUGCUGCUGCUGGUGGCCCUCGGUAGCUUUGUGGCAAACCACAGCCUCCUGCAAGCAGAGACAGAACCAAGGGCUGCUCCGCCCCUCCCCUUCUGCAGCUCCCGGCUGCUGUCACACUCCUUCUGCCUGCACCAGGACGUGAUGAACCUGGCCUGUGCCAACGCCACCCCCAGCGUGGUGUACGGCCUCACCGCCAUCCUGCUCGUCAUGGGGCUGGACGCCGUCCUCAUCUGCCUCUCCUACGUCCUGAUCCUCAAGGCUGUCUUGCGGCUGGCGUUGUGGAAGGAGAGGCUCAAGGUGUUCAGCACCUGCGUCGCCCACAUCUGCGUGGUCCUGGCCUUCUACGUGCCCCUGAUCGGGCUGUCUGUGGUGCACAGGUUUGGGAAGGACCUGGCUCCACUGGUCCAUAUCACCAUGGGGAACAUCUACAUCCUGGUGCCUGCUGUGGCCAACCCCAUCAUCUAUGGGGUGAGGACCAAACAGAUAGAGAAGAGCCUGAUUUCAGUCAAAAUUUCUGGUGUCAGAACUGCCCACUGA